Messenger RNA from Saccostrea echinata, 1282 nucleotides. RefSeq names its product nucleic acid dioxygenase ALKBH1-like. The record is from RefSeq and is a predicted model, not a curated record. Gene Ontology annotation, cellular component: cytoplasm; nucleus. The transcript is spliced from 6 exons. Gene Ontology annotation, biological process: oxidative RNA demethylation. NCBI's taxonomy places the organism in Eukaryota, Metazoa, Mollusca, Bivalvia, Ostreida, Ostreidae. Gene Ontology annotation, molecular function: oxidative RNA demethylase activity; broad specificity oxidative DNA demethylase activity; ferrous iron binding. Bases 38 to 1144 code for a protein of 368 amino acids.
UCAUAACAUCAGUAAACAGUUGUAAAAUUAAUUUAAAAUGGACCUGUACGGAGAUGAUGCAGAACCGAUAGACGCUGGUGAAGAUUUAUUCAAACCAGAAUAUAAAAGAUACAAGAGAAAGGACAGGAAACUUGAUCUGAGUGACGUUAUCGACUUGACGAAGCUGACAAAUAUGGACAAGGUUGAAGAAAUAGCUCUACAGGCUUCUCAGCAUCCUGCAGUGAGGGGAUUAAAACCUCUGAAGGAGUGGAAAAGUUAUGCAAUCAAAGGUUUUCCUGGGUUCAUCUUUAUAAAGAAUCCCUUUGAGGAUGGACAACAGAGAUUCUGGAUUGAGCGAUGUGUGCUGGAUUAUCCCAACAAGCCCAGCAAAACCAUUUUAGAUAACUUGGUGGACAUGAGUGAUAUUGAUAACAUUUGGUUCUACAGUCAGAAUCAGUCUAUCUCAAACAUCACCGGGAAAGAGAGCCUUAUCAUGAAGCUUAGAUGGGCAACUAUGGGAUACAAUUAUGAAUGGAAUUCGAGAGCCUACUAUGAUGAAAUGAAGUCCUCCUUUCCAUCAGAUCUGCAUGAACUCUGUCGCUAUAUAGCCUCUGUUGUAGGCUACCACAACUUCUCUGCAGAGACUGCCAUUGUGAACUACUAUCACAUGUCUGGAGAUAUGGGGCCACAUAAGGACAUCUCAGAGAUUGACCAUGAUGCUCCUCUGCUGUCUUUUAGCUUUGGUCAGGAUGCAUUGUUCUUGCUUGGUGGAAUGACAAAAGCCACAAAACCUGUUUGUCUGUGUCUACAUAGUGGUGAUAUUUGCAUCAUGUAUGGUGACUGUCGACUUGUGUAUCAUGCUGUUCCUCGCAUUCUGCCGGCCAGUGAAGAUAUUCUCGGACAAUGUUACAAUUUUAGCACUGUAUCAAAUAGUUGUGAGAACAAAAUUACACCAGGAGAAAAUGGCAUUUCCUGUCAAAAAGAGUUGGAAGGUAAAUCAGCUGGGAGACAGGAAGUGAACUGGGACUUGUUUAGUCAGUAUUUACAGUGUACAAGGAUAAACAUGAAUGUCAGACAGGUUUUACCUCCUGGGGGGACAAACAUUGCAGACUACCCCAAACCUGUCUGUCCAUCACUCAACUGUAAAAGAGAGAUAAAGAAUUAGUACGAAGAGUAUAUUCUAGAAAUAACAAAUGGAAAGGAUUAACAAGGGAAGGUAGUCAUAUAAAAUGUUUUUGCUUCUGUGAUAAUUUUCAGAAACAUUGUUAAUAAAAGCAACAUGUACUUUACAUAGUACCUUUAA